AUGGAGGAGAUGAACCACACACAAUUCAGCAGCUUUAUAUUGCGAGGUUUCUCGGACAUUGAAGAUAUAAGAAUAUUGCUCUUUGUCUUCUUCCUUUCUUUGUUCCUCCUCACACUGACUGGAAACAUGGUCGUUAUCAUGGUGGUGCAAAGUCACGCUCGUCUUCACACACCCAUGUACUUCUUCAUCACUGUCCUUUCUGGCCUGGAGAUGUGGUACACAAUGACUACAGCCCCCAAGCUUUUGUCUCUUUUACUUACCAAAGACAAUAGUAUUUCCUAUGGGUGGUGCUUUGCUCAGCUCUAUAUGUUCCAUAGUUUGGGCAUGACGGAGUGUGCUGUACUGGCUGUAAUGGCCUUUGAUCGUUGCAUGGCGAUAUGUAACCCUCUGAGAUACACCAUAAUCAUGAAUGACAGAAUGUGUAGAUGUCUGGCCAGUCUCAGCUGGACAUUUGGUUUUCUGGCUGCAACCAUUCCAUUCACAAUGACUAUAAAGGUUCCUCUGUGCCGAGCUCAUAUUAUAGAUCAUUAUUUCUGUGACCUAGCACCUUUACUGGCCUUGGCUUGCGCAGACAUUUCAUUCACCAAUACCAUCAAUAGAUGUGUCAUUGGUUUUGCAACCAUGUUUAAUUUCAUGUUUAUACUAGUCAUGUAUAUAAAUAUUAUAUGGGCUAUUAUGAAGUUACAGUCAAACACGGGGAGAAUGAAGGCCUUCUCUACUUGUUCUUCUCAUCUGAUUGUCGUGGCUCUUAUUUACGGCACUGCUUUUAGUGUUUACGGCAGCCCAAACAAAUCCCAGAUUGUAAACUAUGACAAGCUAUUUUCCCUGGUUUACACUGUAUUCACCCCUUUUCUAAAUCCCUUUAUUUAUAGUUUACGGAACAACGAAGUGAAGAUAGCUUUAAGAGGAAUCAUUAAAGGAAAGCUAGAUAUAUUCAGGUUAAAGUGA
Molecule: messenger RNA, 948 nt
Organism: Xenopus tropicalis (tropical clawed frog)
Lineage: Eukaryota; Metazoa; Chordata; Amphibia; Anura; Pipidae
Gene: or10bk1c
Product: olfactory receptor family 10 subfamily BK member 1C
Exons: 1
Coding region: 1-948 (315 amino acids)
Biological process (GO): G protein-coupled receptor signaling pathway; detection of chemical stimulus involved in sensory perception of smell; signal transduction
Cellular component (GO): plasma membrane; membrane
Molecular function (GO): olfactory receptor activity; G protein-coupled receptor activity
Source: RefSeq, a predicted model, not a curated record